GUUGCCAGGGUUACAGAUACACACAACAUGGUGGCUGGAAACCGUGAACUCCUGUCGCCGGUAAAAACAUCCACACAGAAAAGGAUAUCACCGACAAGACAGGCUGAAAAAAACAAACCAUCAAAAAGCAAAUGUCAAAAAAGACGAUGGUGCAUAAGGGACCGGGCUAUGGCUAUCAAAAAAGGCGAGAGGGGGAGUCAAGAAGCUGCAUCCGGUUUAAGUGCACCCUGAUAAACACGAUACAAGAUGUGCUGCGACAGAGAGCUGGCUGGGUGGAAGUGAAGGAUGACAGCGAGUGGGAUUUUUACUGGUGUGAUGUGGGAUGGCUCCGGGAAAAUUUUGACCACGUCUACAUGGAAGAGCAUGUGCGAAUCUGUCACUUCCGAAACCACUAUGAGCUGACUCGUAAGAAUCUGAUGGUGAAGAACCUGAAGAGAUACCGCAAGCUGCUGGAGCGUGAGGUGGGGAGGCAGGAGGCGGCCAAGUGUGACUUCUUCCCCUGCACCUUUGAGCUGCCCUGCGAGUAUCACCUGUUCGUGGAGGAGUUCAAGAGGAGUCCCGGGAGCACCUGGAUCAUGAAGCCGGUUGCCAGGUCCCAGGGAAAGGGCAUCUUCCUCUUUCGCAAACUGAAGGAUAUCAUGGACUGGAAGAAGGAUGGGAACCGUUCAGAGGAUCAGAAGGAUGAGACACAGGUGGAGAGCUACGUGGCUCAGCGUUACAUUGAGAAUCCAUAUCUCAUUGGAGGUAGGAAGUUUGAUCUACGAGUCUAUGUGCUGGUAACAUCAUACGUUCCUCUCAAAGCCUGGCUGUACCGAGAUGGAUUUGCUCGUUUUUCCCUGACUCGCUUUUCCCUCAGUUGCAUUGACGAUCACUACAUCCAUCUCACAAACGUAGCAAUACAGAAAACAGCUCCGGAUUACGAUCCUGAAAAGGGCUGUAAGUGGCAGAUGCAGCAACUGCGGCGGUACCUGAGCGCUCGGCACGGAGCGGAGAGCGUGGAGGCACUCUUCAGGAACAUCGACGACAUCUUCAUCCGGAGCCUGCAGAGCGUGCAGAAGGUCAUCAUCAACGACAAGCACUGCUUUGAGCUCUAUGGAUACGACAUCCUGCUGGACCAGGCUCUCAAACCGUGGUUAAUAGAAGUGAAUGCUUCCCCCUCACUCACUGCCAGCAGCCAGGAGGACUAUGAAUUGAAGUGCCGUCUUCUGGAGGACACUUUGCAUAUUGUAGACAUGGAGGGGAGGCUCACUGGCAAAGAGAAGCAGAUUGGAGGAUUCGACCUCAUGUGGAACGACGGUCCUGUCUCCAAGGACGAUGUAAACCUGGACGCUUUGGGGAGCUCCACCUUAACUGCCAACACUCACUUAGGGUAUGUAAAUGACAGGAAGAGACAGCUGAGACAGCUUCUGAAACCCCUCCCAGGACAGAAGAAAGUAUGACAGGAAACAGCCAACCCACAGAGGGACUGAGAGAUCAAAGGAAGAGGACUUGGACAAGCCAGAGCAGAAAGAGAAUGAUAGUGACAUCAGCAGUCAGGCUGACCAGCAGUAAAACAUAUUUUAGUAAAUCAUUUUUUAAAACAAGACUCAAGUGGAUGACAAUUCUAUAGUAGCUUUACAUGAAAAAAACAAAACACAUUUUAUUUUAAUCAUGGUAAACUAAACUUUUUUUUUGUUUUUUUGUCUGAAACAAGUACACAAUGGGUGAUCACUGUGCCAGCAUGGCUUACCGAAGUGUUGUAAUGACAUACGCUCACACAUGAAUGAUUUGUACCCUCUGAAUAUUUCAUUCAGGCCAUCUGUGUAGUGCUAGCUCACCAAGGACAGAGAGGAGAUGCUUUACAAAUACGCUGCUCAUGUCAAAGUACCAUAUUGAAGUCUUUGAAGUGAAAGACAGACUCUGAACAGAGGCUCCUAUUACAAAAGAUGAGUUUUUAGUCCACACAAAUAAGCAAAGACUUUUCUGUCCACGGCAGGUAACACACUUACAGUCACA
Messenger RNA from Polyodon spathula (Mississippi paddlefish), 1995 nucleotides. It is a transcript of the gene ttll9, whose product is annotated as tubulin tyrosine ligase-like family, member 9. Bases 132 to 1439 code for a protein of 435 amino acids. NCBI's taxonomy places the organism in Eukaryota, Metazoa, Chordata, Actinopteri, Acipenseriformes, Polyodontidae. Gene Ontology annotation, biological process: microtubule cytoskeleton organization; protein polyglutamylation. The transcript is spliced from 14 exons. Gene Ontology annotation, molecular function: tubulin binding; tubulin-glutamic acid ligase activity. The record is from RefSeq and is a predicted model, not a curated record. Gene Ontology annotation, cellular component: cilium.